AUGGGGAUUGGCACCGAGAUCAGCCGCAAGAUUCGGAGUGCCACUAAGGGGAAGUUGCAAGAAUUAGGAGCUUACAUGGAUGAAGAACUGCCUGAUUACAUUACAGUGAUGGUGGCCAACAAGAAAAGUCAGGACCAAAUGACAGAGGACCUGUCCCUGUUUGUAGGGAACAACACAAUUCGAUUCACCGUAUGGCUUCAUGGUGUGUUAGAUAAACUUCGCUCUGUUACAACUGAACCCUCUAGUCUCAAGUCUUCUGAUACCAACAUAUUUGAUAGUAAUGUGCCUUCAAGCAAGAGCAGUUUUAGUCGGGGAGAUGAGAGAAAGCAUGAAGCUGCAGCGCCUCCCCUUGCCAUUUCUAGUACGAGAGCUGACAAAAGAGAUUCCAGAGUUUCUAUAAGUUCACAGGAACAGAAAACCACUAAUGUCAGCAGACAGACUUACGAUGAUGGAGCUGCAACCUGACUAGUGUCAACAGUGAAACCUCUGAGGGAGCCAGCACUCUCUGAAGAUGUGAUUGACAUUAAGCCAGAACCAGAUGAUCUCAUUGAUGAAGAUCUCAAUUUUGUGCAGGGGAAUCCCUUAUCUCAGAAAAAACCUACAGUGACACUUGCCUGCGGUUCUUCUCGUCCUUCUAUUGAAAUUUACCAACCACCUGCAAGUAGAAAUGCAGAUAGUGGUACUCCUUUAAAUAGGUUGCAAUUUCAGCAGCAGCAAAACAGUAUUCAUGCUGCCAAGCAGCUUGAUAUACAGAACAGUCAAGUGUAUGAAACAGGACGUUUGUGUGAACCAGAAAUGCUUAAGAGCUUAGAAGAGACUUACAGUCCCUUUUUCAGAAACAACAUGGAAAAAAACAUGAAUAUUGAGGAUGAAAACUUUCGGAAGAGAAAGUUGCCUGUGGCAAGUUCAGUUGUUAAAGUAAAAAAAUUCAAUCAUGAUGGAGAAGAAGAAGAAGGCGAUGAUGACUAUGGCUCCCCAGGCAGCAUGUCUAGCAGUGUGUCAGUGCCAGCAAAACCUGAAAGGAAAGCUUCUCUUCCACCUUCUAAACAAGCUAACAAGAAUCUAAUUUUGAAGACUAUUUCUGAAGCUCAAGAAUCUGUAACAAGAACAACUAAUUAUUCUGCAGUCCCGCAGAAACAGACACUUCCAGUUGCUCCCAGAACUCGAACUUCUCAAGAAGAAUUGCUAGCAGAAGUGGUUCAGGUGCAAAGCAGGGCCCCCAGAAUAAGUUUCCCCAUGAAAGAAGAGGAAACAAAAGGAGAUAAUAUAGAAAAAAAUCAAGGAACUCAACAGAAGCAAUUGUUAUCCCGACUGCAAAUUGACCCAGUAAUGGCAGAAACACUGGAGAUGAGUCAAGAUUACUAUGACAUGGAAUCCAUGGUCCAUGCAGACACAAGAUCAUUUAUUCUGAAGAAGCCAAAGCUGUCUGAGGAAAUAGUAGUGGCACCAAACCAAGAGUCAGGGAUGAAGACUGCAGAUACCCUUCGGGUUCUUUCAGGACACCUUAUACAGACACGAGAUCUUGUACAACCAGAUAAACCUGCAAGUCCCAAGUUUAUAGUGACGCUGGAUGGUGUCCCCAGCCCCCCAGGAUACAUGUCAGAUCAAGAGGAGGACAUGUGCUUUGAAGGAAUGAAACCCAUAAACCAAACUGCACCCUCAAACAAGGGACUCAGAGGUCUCCACCCACAGCAGUUGCAGUUGAUGAGCAGGCAGCUUGAGGACCCUGAUGGUAGCUUUACCAACACUGAGAUGAUUGAAUUGAGCAUGGCACAGAAACCAGAAAAGCUUUUGGAGCGCUGCAAGUACUGGCCUGCUUGUAAAAAUGGGGACGAGUGUGCGUACCAUCAUCCCACUGCACCUUGCAAAGCCUUCCCCAGUUGUAAAUUUGCUGAAAAAUUUGUUCAUCCAAAUUGUAAAUACGACACUAAGUGUACUAAACCAGAUGGUCCCUUCACUCAUAUGAGUAGAAGAAUUCCAGUAUUGCCUUCAAAACCAGCUGUUACAGCACCGCCAUCCACUAAUGGUCAGCUCUGCAGCUACUUCCCAGCUUGUAAGAAAAUGGAAUGUCCCUUCUGUCACCCAAAACACUGUAGAUUUAACGCUCAGUGCAUCAGAUCUGACUGCACAUUUUAUCAUCCCACCAUUACUGUACCUCCAAGACAUGCCUUGAAGUGGAUUCGGCCACAAACCAGUGAAUGA
This is a messenger RNA of Castor canadensis (American beaver), 2202 nucleotides long. RefSeq names its product zinc finger CCCH domain-containing protein 14-like. The record is from RefSeq and is a predicted model, not a curated record. Gene Ontology annotation, cellular component: cytoplasm; nucleus. Gene Ontology annotation, biological process: regulation of mRNA stability. Gene Ontology annotation, molecular function: metal ion binding; poly(A) binding. Lineage: Eukaryota; Metazoa; Chordata; Mammalia; Rodentia; Castoridae.